GUUGAAGUGAAAAUAAAUAAUAUUGAAUAAUAAACAAAAAUAGUACAAAUUAAGAGCAACAAAAAAUUUCAACGAAUAGGACAAUGAAAGGGCGAUUCCCCCAAAAGCGUUUGCUGUUUCGACGGUACAGCUGCUAUAAGCACAUUUUGCGGCCCAAUUUAAGACGCGGUAAAAAAAAGGCAAAAAUGGCUCAAAUCCAAGAAUACCAGGAGUACUUGCUGGACGCCCUCGAGGUCGUAGACUUCAAAUUGAUACGCGACAAGACGGACAUCCACAACGACGCUUUGAUUUUCCACCCCGCAAUGGCUCAUCAGAUAUUUGGCGAGACUGAGACCAUUUUCGGGUAUCAAGACUUGCACGUGCGCGUGCUCUAUACGGCCGGACCGUUGCACAUUUACUUGGGCGUGGAGUAUGGGAGUCGUGUGAACGAAGUGUCUGGCGGUGAAAUGAAUGCGGACGAUGUGGUCGCCACCAUUGCGCAGAGUUUGCCAGAUGGCUGCUACUUCAUCAACCUAGAUGAGUUUCUGAAGACGCUGGACAAGGCGGACAAGUUCCAGCCCUUCGGCGAGAAGAUCGGCGAGUACACACGGCCCUCUGAUGACGGCAGCGAGAGGCUGUUCGAGGUCUAUCAGUGUGACUACAAAGUUGCAUCUUUUUUGAAAUUCUUUGCGCGCCUGCAAACGUUCAUCCUGUGGUUCGUGGACGCUGCCUCCUACAUAGACACGGAUGACGCCCAAUGGUGCUACUUUGUUUGCUAUGAAAAGUAUAAGAACGGCGAUGGCCAGUAUCAGUAUGCCACAGCAGGGUACACAACCGUGUACGAGUACUAUGCCUAUCCGCAGAACAAGCGGCCAAGGAUUAGCCAAAUGAUGAUAUUGCCCCCCUUCCAGAAGCUGGGUCUGGCCACGCAACUAGUCGAAACUAUAUACAAGUACUACCAGUCGCAGAAGAACGUGGUGGACAUCACUGUUGAGGAUCCGUCGGAGGACUUUCAGCGGCUGCGAAACUUUGUGGAUGCGCGCUUCUGCAGGGAGCUAAAGUCAUUUGCCCGCAUCGAGAUCGUCAAGGGCUUCAGCAAGGAAAUGGUGAGGGAGGCUCGCGAAACACUAAAACUUAAUCCGCGACAGGUGCGAAAGGUAUACGAGCUGCUGCGCCUAUACUAUACCAAUGUGAAUGAUGACAAGGAGUACAGGAACUAUCGUCUGGAGGUAAAGAAGCGCCUGAAUGCAGUAUACUACAAGCAGAUAAAGGACCUCAAGAAAAUGGAGCGCCACAAGAUAGACACGGAAAUGAUGCGAGCCCGUUUGCCCAACAUGAAGCAGCGUAUACAGCAGCUUCAGGAGGAAUACGCCGUGGUCGAGCAGGACUACAAUAAUACCAUUGCCAAGCUGAAUGCCUAAACGAAGGAAUGGGUGUCGAGUAAUUUAUUUUUCGUUUUUCGUUCUAAAUAUGUUGAUUACAAAAUACAUUUUGUUGCUAUAAGCCUUCUGUAGGAUUCUGUCGAAUAAAUAUUAAAAAUUA
This is a messenger RNA of Drosophila obscura, 1521 nucleotides long. RefSeq names its product histone acetyltransferase type B catalytic subunit (gene Hat1). Lineage: Eukaryota; Metazoa; Arthropoda; Insecta; Diptera; Drosophilidae. Gene Ontology annotation, molecular function: histone binding; histone H4 acetyltransferase activity. Gene Ontology annotation, biological process: subtelomeric heterochromatin formation. Gene Ontology annotation, cellular component: nucleus. The record is from RefSeq and is a predicted model, not a curated record. The coding region runs from base 84 to 1400 and encodes 438 amino acids. The transcript has 4 exons.